Messenger RNA from Rhinichthys klamathensis goyatoka, 809 nucleotides. RefSeq names its product HD domain containing 3 (gene hddc3). Gene Ontology annotation, molecular function: guanosine-3',5'-bis(diphosphate) 3'-diphosphatase activity. Lineage: Eukaryota; Metazoa; Chordata; Actinopteri; Cypriniformes; Leuciscidae. Bases 141 to 680 code for a protein of 179 amino acids. The record is from RefSeq and is a predicted model, not a curated record. The transcript is spliced from 4 exons.
CCAGCCGUCAAUACACAAACAUCAUAGAUGUAUAACAUUGUCCACGGUUUUAAUAGAUACGUUACCUGUAUAUUCUGGCCAAUCUAUUUAUAGACCCAAUUAUCAGACUGUGCAUUCUCUUAUUCUUCUUUAAAGUAACUAUGAGUUCGUCGACUGCAGUGCUGCUGGAAACGGUCAACUUCGCUGCAGAGAAACAUCGUAAUCAGCGCCGUAAGGAUCCUGAUGCCACACCAUAUAUCAAUCACCCUAUAGGGGUGGCAAGGAUUUUAAGUUAUGAGGGUGGAAUCACAGAUAUCGAAGUUUUACAAGCAGCAUUGCUUCAUGACACAGUAGAGGACACUGACACAACUUUUGAUGAGCUGGAGUCUGUGUUUGGAACCACAGUGGCAAGAAUUGUCCAGGAGGUGACAGACGACAAGUCGCUGCCAAAAGAGGAAAGAAAACGCCUGCAAGUGGUGCAUGCGCCACAUCGCAGUCAUCAGGCCAAGCUAGUUAAACUAGCUGACAAGUUGUAUAAUUUACGGGACCUCAAUCGUUGCACUCCCACAAGUUGGACGGCAGAAAGGGUUCAAGAAUACUUUGUAUGGGCAUCUCAGGUGGCAAAAGGGCUUCGUGGCACCAAUCCAGCUCUUGAGGAAAAAAUGCAGCAGCUGUUUUUGGAGAGAGGAGUGCAGUUCUGAUGUGUUUUUGAUGCAACUGAUCAUCAUGGAAUGCUCUUUAACCUAAAGGAACAGUUCAGCAAAAAUUAUCAUUCUGUCACCAUUACCUGCCCUGAUGUUGCUCCAAACCUGUAUGAGAUUCUUGUGUAU